CAAAUAACUCCUGCUUCUCGCUGUCUCGCAUCUGGCCUGCCUGGUUUCAUUGUGUUGCUCGCCACUCGGCCAGUAACGGAGAGGGAGUCCGCGGAUCACGUCCUCUACUCUGCUUCCAUCUUCCAAAACCUUAAUUCUGAUUGUCGACGCUCUGUAUCUAUCCGUUUAGUUCCUCUCCGGAGCCGGAAUCGCGAACUAUAGCCGGGAAAUAUGGAUUGUAAUUGGAUAUGAUGAAGUAACAAUAAUGAUAAAGAUUGGGCGUGAAGUGCUAGUUGCCAGCAUGGACAAUGGUGGAAAAAAUAUAUGGGCAAAGCAUGAUGAGAUUCAAACCGUGAAGAUAAAAGCAAUUGGGUCCGACAUUCAGGUGAGGGAAGAGAAUGGAGAACAUGAAGAACGGGAACAAGAAGUUGAAGCAGAUGAUUCUACAAAUGGUGCUGCUAUUGUCAGUGGGAAUGAUGAUGAUGAUGAAUGGGCUCUAACUUCAUUCGAGUAAAAGGACCAGUCAGGAUGUCCAGUUUCAAAAUCUCUUAUAGUGUUUUCAAGGUGACUAAUAUUUUGUUUAUUUCAUCUCUUUUCUUUUGUUGAGAUCUAUAUCCUAAACUUACAUGCCUAAAAUUUAGUCCUUCGUAAUAUUAUCUAUUGAUAAUUGGAUGCAAUGCUUUGUUACUAUAAAUUUGAAAAAAAUUUUGAU
Molecule: messenger RNA, 691 nt
Organism: Phalaenopsis equestris
Lineage: Eukaryota; Viridiplantae; Streptophyta; Magnoliopsida; Asparagales; Orchidaceae
Product: coatomer subunit beta'-1-like
Exons: 4
Coding region: 245-493 (82 amino acids)
Biological process (GO): intracellular protein transport; retrograde vesicle-mediated transport, Golgi to endoplasmic reticulum; endoplasmic reticulum to Golgi vesicle-mediated transport
Cellular component (GO): COPI vesicle coat
Molecular function (GO): protein binding
Source: RefSeq, a predicted model, not a curated record